AGGGCACCCUUACAAACAUGUCAACAGGUUUCGACAGACAUAGAAAACCUUCCUACUAUUAUUCUGUCCACAGCAACAAAUCAGGAAAGUAUUCUAUAAAAUCUUCAUGUUGUCCUCCUUUCUAAAAUCAGCCUCAAAUAAAAAGUUAACGAGCCUUCUAACUUUGAUUCCUCAUAAUAAUUUUUUACUCUUUCAAUCCGUUUUCUUGUCCAUCUCUUGUAGCUCUCUCGCUCGCUCACUCACUCACCUAACACAACCAUGGGAGCCUGUGCGAGCAGACCUAAGGAUUUGGACAGGGACUUGGCCCGUGCCCCUGUUCCCGUUGAGGCACCUGCCACCCCCAAGGGUGACGCUGUUCCUCAGGAGAAAAAGGAUGGAGAGGAAACAAAGAAGGAAGAACCUUUGAUUGAUGUAUCAGAACCAGCAGCAGCUGAGGCUCCAGUAACCACAGAAACAAAGGCUGUUGCUGAAGCAGAAGGAGGCAAAAAGGAGGAAACAACAGCCAAACCAGCAGAGGAAGUCAAAGUUGAGGCUGUGAAAGAAGAGCCCAAAGUGCAGCAGCCAGCUGAGGAAAAAAAAGAGGCUGAAACUAUUGCCCAGUAAAUAUUAUACUAUCAUAUGAAGUAAAUAAAGUGUUCAUCUCUUUGGUAAUCAAUGUAUAAAUAAAUUAUGGGCUUAAUAUUUAUUUUCAGUCAUAUGUUUAGCUAGUACAUGAUUGAUUUGUUGAGGCUCCUCUACUUUGUUUAACAUCAAUAGUAAAAAGUUUCUUGUAUUUAUGUUC
Molecule: messenger RNA, 781 nt
Organism: Capsicum annuum
Lineage: Eukaryota; Viridiplantae; Streptophyta; Magnoliopsida; Solanales; Solanaceae
Product: phosphatidylinositol transfer protein sfh5
Exons: 2
Coding region: 259-603 (114 amino acids)
Source: RefSeq, a predicted model, not a curated record